ACACACACGCACACACACACACACGCACGCACACACAUAUACACGCCCUCCACCCCCAUCGCUGCAGUGUCUCAACUGCCUUGGAGCAAACGAGAGGAGGAUACUGACGUGUAAAAGCCACAUUAAAGAUAGAGACAGGCAAUGUAUGUGUGUGUAUGUGUGUGUAAGUAAUCGGGAACAUGAGGAAGACACCAAAAUGAAGACGUGCGAGUAAAAGGGUGGAUUGCUCAGAGGCGUUCAGGGGGCUCAUCUGCAGUAUCCUUUGUAAACGGAUGCUGGCUUGUGAACACGACUCUAAGAAGAAUUUGCAACCCUGUGAAGAUAAGUCUCACUCUGGGGUGGAUGAUUGCGGUGAGCUGACUGGGAGGAGGCAACACAGGAGCCAUGCGGGAAUGGAGUGAGAGAAUUUUCCCAAUCACACCCGUCAAGCCCAAACACUUCCUCCACUGACAUAAGCCGAAGGUAGUCCGCCUUCCUCCAGCGAUUCUCCUCGAGGGGAGCCCCUGCUAUGAUCCCCAUCUCCCUCGGCUUCAGCAGGCAGUCGAACCUCAGUGCAAGGCACUGUGUGGGCAUCCCACAAGUCUGGGUUUUGCCCACACGGGACUCACAGACUGCCCCGGAGGAAGAAGAAUGAGACACUUCUGAGUCACUCAUUUCUGCGGAGGCUCUUCUGGCUCGUUCUGACGUAGCACCUUCUACCGACAAUCCUCGACCCCCUCCAAAGUCCCCAUCACGUCUUCUCUGCAAUUAGUUCACCCGUCAAGCGUCAGCACGAGUUCCUUCGCGCUCACCACGUGGUGGAGGACCAUGGGAUGCCGUCAGAGCUCGGAGGAGAAGGAAGCGGCUCGACGCUCGCGGCGAAUCGACCGCCACUUGCGAUCGGAGAGUCAGCGGCAGAGACGUGAGAUCAAGUUAUUGCUGCUGGGCACCAGCAACUCCGGCAAGAGUACCAUCGUCAAGCAGAUGAAGAUCAUCCACAGCGGCGGCUUCAACCUUGAGGCCUGCAAGGAGUACAAGCCCCUCAUCCUGUACAACGCCAUCGACUCGCUCACCCGCAUCAUCCGUGCCCUGACCACCCUUAAGAUUGACUUUCACAAUCCCGAUCGCGCCUACGACGCUGUGCAGCUCUUUGCCCUCACGGGGCCGGCGGAAAGCAAGGGAGAGAUCACUCCGGAGUUGCUGGGAGUCAUGAAACGCCUCUGGGCAGACUCUGGGGUCCAGGAGUGUUUUCAGCGAUCCAAUGAGUACCACUUAGAGGACAAUACCGCUUACUACCUAAACGACCUGGACCGCAUUUCUGCGCCCGAGUACAUCCCGACGGUGGAGGACAUUCUGCGCUCCCGAGACAUGACCACUGGCAUUGUAGAGAACAAGUUCACCUUCAAGGAGCUCACCUUCAAGAUGGUAGACGUAGGCGGACAGCGAUCCGAGAGAAAGAAGUGGAUCCAUUGUUUCGAGGGCGUGACAGCAAUCAUUUUCUGUGUUGAACUGAGCGGCUAUGACCUCAAACUCUACGAGGACAACCAGACGAGCCGAAUGGCCGAGAGCUUGCGUCUCUUCGACUCCAUCUGCAACAACAACUGGUUCACCAACACUUCGCUCAUCCUCUUCCUCAACAAGAAGGACCUGUUGGCUGAGAAGAUCAAACGCAUUCCCCUGACAGUCUGCUUCCCCGACUACAAGGGCCAGAACACCUACGAGGAAGCCGCCGUCUACGUUCAGCGGCAGUUUGAGGACCUCAACCGCAACAAGGAGACCAAGGAGAUUUACUCGCACUUCACCUGCGCUACCGACACCAGCAACAUCCAGUUUGUGUUUGACGCUGUCACGGACGUGAUCAUCCAGAACAAUCUCAAGUACAUCGGGUUGUGCUAGGACUCGACGUUUGGUUGGCGGGUGGGUAGUUGGUUUAGCUCUCCGAUGAAGUGCAAGAAUGACAGAAAAAAAAAUGCAAAUGAGAAAGGAAGGACGGUUAAGAUUGAGAUUUUUUAGUGGGGACAAAGACGGGAUUUUUCUUUUUUUUUUUUUUUGCACCGAAUAGGCAGACACCCACACAGAUAAACACCUUUUCUGUUUUGCUCACACAAGAUUAAGACGUGGCAACACUGAGACAUGUACGACAGUUUCCCCACCUGCCUGCCAAACAGAAGACAAAAUACUCGCCCGUGUCUCUAGUCGGGAAGCAAAAUGUGGGUAGGCAUGAUGUCACAGGGUCUUUGCCUAAAAGAAGAAACUGCCACAGUUUAAAAAAAUAUUUUCUAAGCACUAUUUCUGUUCUUCUCCACCAAACUCUAUAAAGGCUGUUCUGUUCCUCUUUUUGCUUUUUUUGUGCAUUGAUAAAAAAAUAUGUAUGACAAACCUGCCUUUUAUAGCAGGCCACUGACUUACCAGGAGUGUUAGCGUCAAGUGUUCACCAUGAUAAUUCUACUUUCCAGCAAAGACGACAAAAACAGUGCCAAGAUCAGUUUGUAAAUAAAACAUUGAUGACAAUAAUUUUUUUGUUUUGUUUUUCUGGGGGAAAAAAAAAACCACCCUAAAACAUGCAUGAUUUUGUUACUUUGGGAUACUACUCUAUUUUCCUUGGAAUUUUCUUUUUGUUUUCUUAGGUUUGCAAAGUAUAUUCCCAAAAAUAUAUAUUGAAGUCAAACACUGUGUAAGAUUGUACAGCUGUCAAGAGAGGAAUCUAUUGAAGAGUUCUAUCGGGGAUGCUACGCUGGUUCAAAAAAAAAAAAAAAAUGAUGAUGAUGAUGAUGAUAGGGUCAAGUCUCAUUCGUGAAAAUGAGAAAAGGAAAAAGGACAACGGAAAAAUAUGAAAAAGACGACGCAAAGUUCAAUCUUCCUUGCAUUCUCUAAGUGGAAAUUGUCCAACAGUUGGUAUGAUGUGUAAAUAUACUGUCCGGUACACUCUUUGUCAAAACAAAUAAUAAUAGUGGUUGAGUUGGGAGGACUGCAAGAGACAAAGAGAGCGAAAGAGAAGGAGAAAGGGGAAUUCCAUUUUGCUCCUCCUCUUUACCCUUCCUUUCGGUUUAUGAUGUGCCAACAACCGAGCUAAGGGCUUCACGCUUGACUUUACAGGAUGUCCACUUUGAGAGAAAAAAAACAGUACAAUUAAAACGAAAUGAAAAAGGAUAACUACAAAUAAAACAACUUAUGCAAAUUUU
Molecule: messenger RNA, 3161 nt
Organism: Syngnathus typhle (broad-nosed pipefish)
Lineage: Eukaryota; Metazoa; Chordata; Actinopteri; Syngnathiformes; Syngnathidae
Gene: gnaz
Product: guanine nucleotide binding protein (G protein), alpha z polypeptide
Exons: 3
Coding region: 808-1875 (355 amino acids)
Biological process (GO): adenylate cyclase-modulating G protein-coupled receptor signaling pathway
Cellular component (GO): heterotrimeric G-protein complex
Molecular function (GO): GTPase activity; G protein-coupled receptor binding; GTP binding
Source: RefSeq, a predicted model, not a curated record